Molecule: messenger RNA, 789 nt
Organism: Hibiscus syriacus
Lineage: Eukaryota; Viridiplantae; Streptophyta; Magnoliopsida; Malvales; Malvaceae
Product: L-ascorbate oxidase homolog
Exons: 3
Coding region: 1-738 (245 amino acids)
Molecular function (GO): oxidoreductase activity; copper ion binding
Source: RefSeq, a predicted model, not a curated record
AUGUCAACUUGCUUCCAUUUCCUUUUCUUUAUAGCCACCAUGUUUGACCGUGGAAAAGUAAGUUUGAUUUCUAACAUUUGUCUCAGGAAAAACCUCACUGCAAGUGGACCAAGGCCUAACCCACAGGGCUCAUAUCACUAUGGUCUCAUUAACACAACAAGAACCAUCAUUCUUGCGAAUUCUGCCGGCCAAGUUAACGGCAAGCAAAGAUACGCGGUUAACUCUGUUUCAUUUGUUCCAGCUGACACUCCGCUGAAACUUGCCGACUAUUUCCAAAUUGGAGGAGUUUAUCGCAUUGGAAGCAUAUCGGAUAAGCCUAGUGGUGGAAAGAUAUACCUUCAUACUUCAGUAAUGCAGGCCGACUACAGGGCUUUCAUCGAGAUAGUGUUUCAGAAUAAUGAGAACAUUGUACAGAGUUGGCAUCUCGACGGCUACAAUUUCUUUGUUGUCGGUAUGGAUGGAGGGCAAUGGACAGCAGCUAGUAGGAGGGGAUACAAUCUCCGCGACUCUGUUUCACAAUGUACGACUCAGGUUUGUCCCAAGUCAUGGACUGCUGUUUAUGUGGCACUUGACAACGUGGGAAUGUGGAACUUAAGGUCGGAGUUUUGGGCAAGACAGUAUCUGGGACAACAGUUCUAUUUACGCGUAUACACUACAUCAACUUCGUUAAGGGAUGAAUACCUGAUCCCAAAGAAUGCCCUGCUCUGCGGAAGGGCGAGGUGCCUAAGCGGAGGAUAGAAUAAAAUAUCCAGAUUUGGGUAGAGAGAGCUCUCCAGGUUACACGAUUGA